Molecule: messenger RNA, 585 nt
Organism: Cooperia oncophora
Lineage: Eukaryota; Metazoa; Nematoda; Chromadorea; Rhabditida; Trichostrongylidae
Source: the annotation of a GenBank genome assembly
AUGCUUGUGAAAAGUGACCUGCUGGAUACCGCAUUGGGACAUUUGGCCGAGUGUGUUGCCGCAGAGCUGAAUGACGUUCUACAGCAAUUCUCCCAUGAGCCACUCUUUCCACCAGAUGGAUACCAUAUUUUGAAGAGAAUGAAUUCAGCACUCAAGACAGUGGUUGAUAUCUGUAUGCUACCAAUAUGGGAUCAAUGCGGAACACAUGACCCGUCACCGACAAUCACCGAGCAACUCGUCCACAUGGUCACCGACUGCGCAGAAGAAUGGAUGCGGCAGGAGUUUCGGCCACAAACCGAAAACGUAAAAGAGGGAUGGAUGACGAUCCAGACGAUGUGGGAAAUGAUGCAACGAAACUACCAAAGCUACAAACUUUUCUUCCACCAAUUCAACAUCAACUACGUUGAAGUGGUACUAAAAACUAUUGAUGAGAAGCUGGAGUCCUUCAGCUGUGUGUACUUGUCAGAACGACUCGCUCAGUUGGAUUCACGCCAAACUGAUCAGCUGGAGACGUUUACAAAGUGCACCAUGCGCCUAUAUGACACGCUCAACUCUCUUUCCAAUUUCGGACAGAAGAAUGGGUAG